This is a messenger RNA of Pelmatolapia mariae (spotted tilapia), 890 nucleotides long. RefSeq names its product POU domain class 2-associating factor 1. The coding region runs from base 3 to 890 and encodes 295 amino acids. Gene Ontology annotation, cellular component: RNA polymerase II transcription regulator complex. NCBI's taxonomy places the organism in Eukaryota, Metazoa, Chordata, Actinopteri, Cichliformes, Cichlidae. Gene Ontology annotation, biological process: positive regulation of transcription by RNA polymerase II. Gene Ontology annotation, molecular function: DNA binding; transcription coactivator activity; POU domain binding. The transcript has 5 exons. The record is from RefSeq and is a predicted model, not a curated record.
GCAUGCACUGGGAGAAAUCACAGCCAUCAGCCGUGGGCAGGUCCAGGCCAUACCAAGGUGUGCGAGUCAGAGAUCCUGUCAAAGAGCUGCUGAGGAGGAAGAGGAGCCUGGAGCUUCACAGCACCAAGACACUGCCUCCUACUGGGGAUGUGGUCUCACACAACAACCAGCCGUCAUUUACACAAGGUAUCUUUGGCUGUGAUGUUGCCAGCGGAUCCCCAGCCGAAGCGCCGACCACAGCUGCUGAUGGAGGGCUGCAGUGUGCGGGGUGGAAAGCGACGCCUUCUGUCACCAGUCCUGGGCUGCAGGCCGCCGCCAUGUCCUGGUCGACGCCUGACUACAACCAGCAGGACCCCUCAGCUCAGACUCUGACCUACCCAGCUACUCCGACACUUACUAUGCAAACUCUGUGUCCCAGCUACACCAUGCUGACCUACACACACGCACCACUGCUGACAAACUUUGGGACCAUACCAGUGGCACCAGCCCCAGCCUCCCUGCCUCAAGUGGAGCUCCAAGACUCAGGGUUGACCUAUCUUCCUUGGGCCCAGCCACUCACCACUAUAUCGACCAUGCCUAAUCACGGGGUGCAGUUUGCCCCGGGUUCUGCAGCGCUGCCUGGGUCGCCUCUGGUACACAUGCCGCUGUCCAUGUCGUUGACCACCAUGAUCCCACAGCUGGAGCCCCAGGGUAUGGACCCUCAGCCUGAGAUCCUGGAGAUCCCCGAGCAUUCAGAGCAGCAAGCUCAAGGUCAGUCUCUGAACGAAGACCCGGAGGUUGAGGCGGAAUCACCAAACCUACUGGACAAACUCCUCGAGGAUCACAAAGAACAUGGUGAGGAGGAGGACAAAGACUCGUACAGCAGCUCCCUCUUCAUACCCAAUGUCUGA